AUGAAACAAAGUAAUUAUGUUUAUGCUGAUACAUGUUUUACGACACUCAACGGAAGAUUGUGGGAGUUUGAGUAUAAUAAUGUGUUGAAGAAUUGUAGAGAAAAUUAUGAAGAGAAAAAGAGACAAAGAUACAUGUUUAGAAAGGUUUGCGUACUCAUAAUCAAUAAUCCAAAAGUUUACGGGGUGGAAGAAAAAAAAUUCAAAUCUCCUUAG
This is a messenger RNA of Clunio marinus, 213 nucleotides long. NCBI's taxonomy places the organism in Eukaryota, Metazoa, Arthropoda, Insecta, Diptera, Chironomidae. The record is from the annotation of a GenBank genome assembly.